Messenger RNA from Ogataea philodendri, 543 nucleotides. RefSeq lists its product as uncharacterized. Gene Ontology annotation, biological process: regulation of gene expression; maturation of 5.8S rRNA. Gene Ontology annotation, cellular component: nucleolus; exosome (RNase complex). The record is from RefSeq and is a predicted model, not a curated record. Gene Ontology annotation, molecular function: RNA binding; DNA binding. Lineage: Eukaryota; Fungi; Ascomycota; Pichiomycetes; Pichiales; Pichiaceae. The transcript has a single exon. Bases 1 to 543 code for a protein of 180 amino acids.
AUGGAUGAAACAGAAUCCGUGAAGAAAUUGCUGGCUUCGCUUUCAAGAGGGAUAGACGACUUGGAGAAGAACGUGAAGUCUGAAGUUUUCAUAAGAAGUCUUUUGGAACACGUUCAGGAGGCGAAAUCUCCUCUUGAAAAAGUCGACCUGUACAAUAAUUACGCAUAUGUGAUAGCGUCCCUAUACUUUGUGCUGCUCAAGACGAGCGGCGAGAACAAAAAGAACGAACAUCCGAUCAUGCAAGAGCUGAAUCGCGUCAAACUCUACAUCGAUCGAGCGAAAAAAGCAGAGCAAAUCAAGAAGAAUGGUAAUAUAGAUCCAGAUGAGGCCUCAAAGGCUGCAGAGCGCUACGUCAAGAACCAGCUGGGAGAGAAGGUGGAGCCUGCUGUGAGUAAGGUUCAUUUUGAAGGAAGACAUACCAAAUUCGAUACAUCUGAAGAAAACGACAAGGACAGUGAAAGACCCGCCAAAAGACACAAACCAGACUCGAAAAAGAGCAGGUCCAAGACAAAGAAAUCCAAGGACCACUCCUUAGCAAAAUGA